This is a messenger RNA of Talaromyces proteolyticus, 3090 nucleotides long. RefSeq lists its product as uncharacterized. The transcript is spliced from 6 exons. The record is from RefSeq and is a predicted model, not a curated record. The coding region runs from base 1 to 3090 and encodes 1029 amino acids. Lineage: Eukaryota; Fungi; Ascomycota; Eurotiomycetes; Eurotiales; Trichocomaceae.
AUGUCAUUUUUCUCACGAGUGUUCAGGAGCAAGGAGUCCGCUGCCAGCAAGAAAAACGCCAAACAGGCUCCCGUCCAGGAGGCGCCUGCCAAACCCAAGUGGGCCGACGCAUACCAACGCAAUGAGGUCGGCCCCGAAGAGGUACAAGAGUUGCUGAGAGGCUGCACGCAGGAACUCAAGCUUCGAGGCCUCGACAUCCCCUUUCUCCUCCUUCCGUUUCGUCCUAGUUCUGAUCCCAGCGCUGCACGCACUUUCAUCCGUAACUACUUCAAUGCCAGCCAGAAAGGGGCCCCACUCCAGGGCGAUGCGCUCAUGCAGGAGCUGCGACUGACCGAACCAAUGAAGAAUGCGAUCUCAGAGACAAAGGCUAAUCGAUGGAUGGUGGUUGGUGUCAUACAGGUCCUAUGCAGUGUCGUGAAAUGGUGCUGGAGCAGACUGCCCGGUGGUGUGGUUACAUGGGAGGCUUACGAGCUCUUCAAGGUGGGAGAGCAAGACUCGGACCUCGCCCGUGAUGCCUUCAACACCUUCAUCCCCAUUAGCGUCGAUUCCGACUCGCGCACCAAGAUCAUCUUCGAUUUCUUCGAUCUUCUUGCUGCCAUUGCCGCUCACGCUAAGAAAAACGGUCUCGGUGGGCGCAAACUGUCGAGAUAUGCGGGCUGGUGGGCCUUUGAGCACACCGAUACCAGCAAUGGCUUCGAAGCCGCCUACAAAAACUGGGCUACGGCUGCCGAUGCCACGAGCCAUCUCUUCUUCGCCUAUCUGCGAUCCAUGUCUCCAGACUCUGUUAAAGGGAUCAGUGGUAUAUCGAGUCUCCCCAUUGCUCUCCAAUCGCUUGUGCAGGCCACAGAAUACCCGCCACAGACGCCCACUCUUCUGCAAGUCGCAACCACCAAGGUAGUCAUGAUCGUCGACACAGUCUCGCCGACCCCAUUCUCUCUACUGCGUCGGGCCAAAAACUUUGAAUAUCGGGACAGUGACCGUCAUCUUCAAGAGUUCACCGCGUACGAUGAGCCGACGCAAGCUCUUACUGACGAAUGUCAACGAGUGCUUAGAGCCAUCUCUAACACCAACCAAUCUGCGGUUUCCACGUCCAAGACAUCAACGAGCCUCCGGGAUGCGUCCUGGUCUCGCUUUGAGGACAUUGGCUUUGGCGCUUCCAUUGACUCCGACCACGAUGAUGAGACCGAAAAUCAUAGGUCUGGUCAGGAACUGCGUUCUGCGCCUCAGUCCCGCACCAACGAUUUCGCUCGGCCUACUACACCCUCAUGGGCCGAUUUCUUGUCCUCGGGUUUCGCUGAUGAAGCUGGAUACACAGGCCCUUCUUCACUCCUUCUGCCUCCGGAUAAAGUCCUACCUCCCAUUGCCACAGUCCGUGGCCAGAGCUCCCAGUCCCACAAACGGACCCUUGUCAGCGAGCCUAAUCUGGACCCAGGUGAGCUAGCUAGCAUUACAGUGUUGGACCUCGACGACUCUUUCUGGUGGGUUUGGAUUAGCAGUCUAUCAAGUGAAGAGCCUAGUACUCGCAAGGCUGUUUUCGGACGAUGCGCCCUUCUGGAAACAAUUAUCUCCGGUGCCAAGUGGCUUGUCCUGGAGGAACAGGUAAAGGGUGCUGCGCCGGAGCCAGAGGAUGGAGCAUAUAUCGCUGAAAAGAAGCGCUUUUUCGGAUUUUCAACUCGCAAGCUUACCCGCCGCAAGUCAUCUGGAAGAGGUCCUGUUCCACGGGAGCCGUACAAGUUGAAUGUCAACAAUGCCACCAUUGGCGCCAGCAAAACUAGCAUUGGACCGGACCAGCACGCCCGCAUCCAGGCAGCUGCCGCGGCUUUACAGAAAAAGCACCGUGAGCAAGAAGAAGAUCAGCAGCGCGAGCUCCAUGAACGCCGUGGUCGUAACGACUACACCGAUUCUAAAACCAAUUCCACCAUGACGACCGGAUUACUAACCGAGGCUUCUCAGGCGAUGAAGUGGACUAAAAGAUAUGAUAGCCAUUAUGACAAAGAUCAGUUGAGAUCAGUCUAUCUCAGUGAUAGCCGGGCUGGCACCGGCUAUCCGUCCGAAUCUUUGAAUUCGCUCACCAAUGGCCAACGAAAUAUGACUCCAGUCACUGAAGUCCAGACGCCUCCUUUAGCAGAGAAGAAGGCUGCCUCGGCGCCACUUCCCGUUCCUCCUAAGGAUGUCCCCAAGCCGGCGAAUGAUGUUGCUGCAUAUGCAGCAACUGUUCCAUUGCCUGAGCCCAAGGCUAAACCCGCCUCUGAGCCGAAGAAGUCAAUUGAAUCGACUGAGGAGACGCACCCGAAAAAACUGAAAAAGAAGCAAAAUUCUGCGCUUAAGGGUAUUUUUAGCACCACAAAGCAAAGAACUGAUGACGGGCCCAAGAAGCAAACCGGUAUAGAUCCCUCAGCUGUUGCCGCAGCACGAGCAGCUCUGGAGAACAAGGUCAAAUCUCAAGAUUCAUUUCCUCCACCUAAGGCUCCUGUAUCUCACCGUUUGUCAAUCAUCAAAAAGAAACCCGUCUCUGAAAAUGCUGCUACGGCCGAGCCGGCCGAUGAACCCGCUCCUGUCAUGCCGUCUGAGCCGGUGGAAACAAAGCCUGAACCAGUUGCUCUCGAGCCUGCAUCCCCAACAUACAGCGGCCCUCCACGUACUCGUCGCGAUGCAGAAUACGAUGCGUUGUCAAAGAUUGACACUAACGAGAAAGCGGCCGCCGAUCGUGAAUUCUCUUCUUUUGACCAAGGUCCUCUGGAAGAUCAGCCUGCUUUUGUCCCAGAUAGUCCUGUGACGCCUGUCGAACCGAGCCGGCCAGAAGUUCCCUCUCCUCCAACAGCAACAACUUCCCGCGACGUCACUACACCUACCGCACAACUGCACAGUUUGCCUGAAGGAUCGCCAUCCAACCCGUCUUAUCAGGAUCGUUGGGCUCAGAUUCGUAAGAACGUGAUUGAGAAUGCCUCUGCCAAUUACGAUGAAGUGCCCAGUCGUACGAGCCAAGGGGACGAUGGCGAUACCAGUGGUGAAGAAACUAUCGAAUCUCGCGUAGCUCGAAUUAAGGCUCGAGUUGCCGAGCUGACUGGCAACAUGGACACCAGCCGGUAG